AUGAUUGGGGCAGUUUUGAAUUCCUUUGGGGUAGGGGGUCAAAGUCAAACCCCCAUUGGUGUAUCACAACCAAAUAUGCAGUUUAGCAUUCCCAUGCAAGUUACCCAAGGAAAUGAAAGAAAUCCUAGUCCUAGUCAAUCACCAGCACAUCCAAUUCCUGAUUCUUUGAAAACAAUUUCUGAUUUUAUGAACCAUAUGGAGCAAGCACUAUCACAAAAUGGGCAUCACCCAUCAGAUAUUAGUGCAGUAGAAUUGCCUUCUAAUGCUCGUGGCUUACCAUCACCAUCACCUUUGGCAGUUAAAAUAGCAACACAUCUUGAGGAAGAGGAAGGUUGUACUGAUGAUGUCACAAUGAGAACCCAAAUCCAAUCACAAGCCAUGCAGUAUGGGCUUGCAAUGCAACAUUUAGGUGCUCUUUUGCUAGAGCUUGGUCCUACAAUGCUCACAUUGCAUAUUGGAGAGUCUCCUGCUGAAUCUUCUGUAAACGCUGGGCCAGCUGUUUAUAUAUCUCCAUCAGGUCCUAAUCCUAUAAUGGUUCAGUUUUGUGGUCAACUCUCACUAUAUACACACACUUGUAAAAUUUAA
Messenger RNA from Lactuca virosa, 585 nucleotides. Lineage: Eukaryota; Viridiplantae; Streptophyta; Magnoliopsida; Asterales; Asteraceae. The record is from the annotation of a GenBank genome assembly.